AAUGCACAUUUGCCAAGAAGAGAAAAUGGCAUCAAGAACAGGAAGAAACAAGUGACUGGCAACGACGAAUGGAUGGAUUUGAUGGAUUUGUUCAAGACAUAACAGACAAGAGAAGGCGAAAGUCUUUUCAGACACUCAGUAUAUCUUCACAUGGGAAUCUGGCAAAAGAAAAGGACAUCGAAGCAUUGAGUGAUUUGGAAGAUCUAGAAGUGAUGGAAGGGAAAAUAGAUUGGGCAUCAAGUGAUGACAGCCGUGAUUGUUCACCAACUUUUUCAUUUCAAACUCCAAACAAGCAGCCUCAUAAGCAACCAAAGGAAUUUGUCAAAACGGACUUCCAGCUUACAUCAACUCAGGGCAGCAUAUCCAGCUGGAGCUCUUUGUCAGGAGCACAGUCUUUAAACCUGAAUGAGAAUGAGAUUCAGGAGCCACUUGUAAUGGAUGAAGACCCUGAUAUAUCCGAUAUAGAAGAAAAUCACACCAGCCUAUCACAGCAGCAGGAAAGUGAAUCUGUUGACAUCAGCAGUGGUACCUCAAUUCUCUCCACACAGACGUCUGAUCGUGGUCCAGAGGGAGCAGGGAUGAGGGGCAGUGAGUGGGCCAAGACCCUCAAAACACCCCAGAAGUCCAGUCAAGGGUCACCUGCCCAAGAGGUCAUUCCUGAGGACUCGGCGAAAAAGAAACAGAAAUUUACCAAAGGUGGCCUUGCACAGCAGUUGUGUACUCUACAGUCCAGAGAGAAAACAGCAAUAAGAUUCUGGCAGCACCAGCUAGCAGCUGGGCAAAUACAAGAUAUUUCCAAAUGUGCCAAUUUCUUUGUGAAAAGUAUGUCCAAGGAGUGCUCUUUGUAUCUGGCUGAGUGCCAAACCUGUAAGGAGGAAGAGGAAGAGGAGGAGGAGGUUCUUGUCCUCCUGUCUAUUCCAAUUGUUCAGAGACUGAGCAUUCAACCGAAGACCUUCAUCAGGCUCCAUCCUCCAUGGCAAAAAAUGCAGAUACUGCAUAACGGUACCCGAAAGGAUGCCUUGCUCUGUACUAAUCGUUGUCAAAGAUUAAAUUAUGAUGAGGUCAAAGGUCAGGUGUCAAACAUUGGUGAAGUCAAAAGAGGUCAGAGGUCAAAUAUUGGCCUUGAUGUUCAAGGUGGAAAGAGCUGUUCAUCUGUGGAGUCUAGUACUCUGGCCAGAGACAGAUUGAAAGACGAGAAAUGUGUGACAUUUGGUGAUAUUAAUCAACUUACUAAUUGCACAAGUGACAGUUUGUCAGCCCACCAUGUGACACUUAAAUAUUUCGACAGGACUGAAAAAGAAAAGAAUGUACCAGUUGCAGAUUGGGUGUGUCCUUGUAUUUCAGAACUAAAGAAUGCAUGCCACAACAAUUGUCAUGUAUGACCAAAAAUAUGACUUUCACAUUGUUAUCCUGAUGUUGAUAAACAUUUUAAAAUUUCUAUUGUAUUUGUUAAAAGUUUGUAUUGAAAAUUUGUUUUAAUGAAAAUAAGAUUCAUUAUCAAACCUUUACA
Lingula anatina is the source of this 1510-nucleotide messenger RNA. RefSeq lists its product as uncharacterized. Gene Ontology annotation, biological process: regulation of establishment of protein localization to chromosome; double-strand break repair via homologous recombination. Gene Ontology annotation, cellular component: nuclear chromosome; nucleoplasm. NCBI's taxonomy places the organism in Eukaryota, Metazoa, Brachiopoda, Lingulata, Lingulida, Lingulidae. The record is from RefSeq and is a predicted model, not a curated record.